Messenger RNA from Oncorhynchus kisutch (coho salmon), 5088 nucleotides. It is a transcript of the gene supt7l, whose product is annotated as SPT7 like, STAGA complex subunit gamma. The record is from RefSeq and is a predicted model, not a curated record. Bases 147 to 1427 code for a protein of 426 amino acids. Gene Ontology annotation, molecular function: protein heterodimerization activity; transcription coactivator activity. NCBI's taxonomy places the organism in Eukaryota, Metazoa, Chordata, Actinopteri, Salmoniformes, Salmonidae. Gene Ontology annotation, cellular component: SAGA complex. The transcript has 5 exons.
AAAUUAUUUACACGGUGCCUUUUAAUGACACGGACCAGAAGCAACAUCUGAAAGCUGUUUUGUUCUGUACGUAAACUAUACUCGUUGCAUAUCUUCGAAUACGAAACCUCAUCACACGAGAGCCUGAAGCGGCUCACGAGGGAACGAUGAUGCGUUACUGGGGCGAGAUCCCCGGGCCGGCAGGCGCUCCACCGAGCCGCAGCUCUUUCGACCUGCUCCAGCGCGAGUUCCGCUCGGUGGAGAUGCAGGACCCCCCUCUGCAUCAGCCCUCGGCCCAGCGGCCCCGGCCCACCACCAUGCUGGACAUUCCCUCUGAGCCCUGCAGUCUCACUAUCCACACAGUGCAGCUAUGCCAGCACACCCGACGCCUCCGCAGCCUCCUGGCUGCAGCCCAGGGGAAAGGUCUGGUCCCCUCAGAGGGCGGUGGUGCUGGAGGAAGUAGCAGGCUGGAGGAAGGGGAAGCUCUUCCCCCAAGGCCACCCACACCGCCGGCCGCCCCUGAUGACCUGCUGCCCCUGGACAGCAAGGCACCCUGGCAGCCCUUCCAGCUCUGCCACAGCGACCCCGAGAGUGACUUUUACAUGGGAAAAGGUGAGCCCGUCACGGAGCUGAGCUGGCCCUCGUGCCGACAGCUCCUGUACCAAUCAGUGGCCACAGUCCUGGCCCACGCCGGCUUCGAGUCGGCCCAGGAGAGCGUGCUGGAGACCCUGACUGACCUGGCCCACGAGCACUACCUGCGCCUCAGCCGACUGCUGCGCACGGCCGCGGACCGCGAGGCCCGCCUGGGCGCCACACCCUUCCCGGACGUGGUAGAGCAGGUGUUCCACGAGGUGGGCAUCGGCAGCGUGCUGGCCCUGCAGCGCUUCUGGCAGGUGCGCAUCAAGGACUACCACAGCCACAUGCUCCAGGUCAGCAAGGAGCUGUCGGAGGAGUAUGAGCGGCUGGUGAACCCUGAGAAGGCCCUGGAGGACUCCAAGCCCCCGCGGAUCAAAGAGGAACCCAUGAAUGACAUUGCCUUCCCCAUCAGCGAGGAGCCAGAGGCGGACCAGGCCUCUGGGGAUCAGGCCCUCCCCAUGGGGGUUCUGGGGGCCCCAAACGAGAGGCUGGCUGGGGGCCUGGAGGGGGAACACUCACCACACACCUCAGGCAGUGGAGUUGCCAUCAGCUCCCCCUUGUGGCACCUGUCGCAGGUGAAGAUGGAGCCCCAGGACAGCGAGGAGGGCCAGGUGUCAGGCCACGGGGUACUGGGAGGUGAUGUGUUCGAGGAGGGAGGGCCCAUGUCCACCAUGAGCGAGGCAGACGGCAUGGCGCCCUCGCCCGGAGGGGCGGCGUCGGACGGCAGCUACGCCUCGCACUCUCCCGACUCACUCAUGAGCACGUCACCCGUCUUCAACCAGAGGCCCAGGAAGCGCAUGAAGAAGAUAUGAGGAGCCUCAGACUUGCGGAGGUAGCCAUUUUGUGUCAAGGUAACAUUGGCACAUAGUGGCCAUACGAAACAUUGCAAGGUUGCAAACAAAUUCCUAUGCCGUUGUCCAUUUUCCCCGAACAGAUCUGAAAGUAUUGGAUAGGUCUCAGCACGAGGGCCAUGCGCGCUAGUUGGUGGCAGAACAUGGGAGUUAUUCUAGAAUGCCAGCAAAAAAAAGCCUCUAUUUACAUGCUGCUUAUGAAUGCAUUUCACACUACUUUUGGAUUAUAAUUGGAUUUUAAGGCUCGUGUGAAUGUCCUGCUUUAUAUAAUAUGUGUGUCAUCAUCGCAAAUCAACUGCAUUAUACGUAAAAAAAAAACACUUAACCUUCAACCAGUAAAAUGGCUCUAUGACAAUGAGCGUUAGCAUUCUAGCGAACAACUGCUCCAUGCAAAAUAGUUAUUUUGCAAAGAUCACAAACAAAUGUAAUCUUAGCGACUUUUCAAGCAUUGUAAAAGUUAUUUUGUUUAGAAGUAAUAAAAAAUGUAAUAUCGUCUGUUGAAUGAGCGCAGCCAAGAGUCGCGCACAUCUGUGGGUGACGUCAGUGUGUUGUGUACUGGAAAGGGGUCUAUAUGUCCUAGUGUUGCACGGUAUACCGGUACCACAGUACCAAAACGGCAUGAUACUUAUGAUACCAACAUUUACAAAUACAAGUACUACCACAUAUUUCGCCCCCACCGAUCUAAAGAACCCACUGGCGCCUGUUCUAAAAUGCUUACAAAGUCAGUUUUGUUUAUAAAUACAGUUAAAUUUAAGCGAACUAGUCUUGUAUGUCUUGUAUGUGCCAGUCCAAUAAAGUCCACUUCACUUUCAUGCGCAUAUCACGUGUGGCAGCUGUAAUCCGCCAGCCACAUCCCCUAUCAGCCCUUACUCACCUGCUUUUCUCCUUCCGCUCUUCCUGCACUUCUAUUUCAUCAGUUUUUAUAAUAUAAUUUAGCUGUGAUGGCAAGCGGGGAUGCAGACCCCGAGGGGCCUUCAGUUAAAUGUUGAAGCAGAGCGAGAAAAGUUAAUACAUUGUCAAAUUGUAUUGGUCACAUACACGUGUUUAGCAGAUGUUAUUGCGGGCGUAGCGAAAUGCUUGUGCUUCUAGCUCCGACAGUGCAGUAAUAUCUAACAAGCAAUAUCUUAACAAUUACACAACAUAUACCCACAAAUCUAGUAAAGGAAUGGGAUUUAAGAAUAUAAAAAAUAUAAUUUCAUCCCUGGUAUAACCAGGACCACAGUCCAAUUUGAGUAGGCUUUGCAAGUUCGCUGUCAUGCAGCCUCUUUAAAUGCCAGAGAGGAAAAGCAGCUUGGCUAAAGACAUGACUGCAGUAUUACAGCAAAGAAAACAGCUUGUCUAGCUCAAAUGGUAAAAAAAAAAAUGUAUAUAUUCCUACGCAAUUUCAUGCAAAAAAAAAAUUCAAAUCAUUUCACAAACCAUGUUGCGGGCCGUUUGAAUCCAGGUUCGCUAAUUAUUGGUUUGAUAAGAAGAAGAAAAACGUUGUUCAGUCAUGUUACCUAGCUAACAAUCUUGUAACUUGACAGUAGGUCUAGCCAAAUUUGAUUGCCACAGGAAGAAAGGAAAAUGAUCUGCUACUCAUGAGAUGUGCUUCAAAAAAGUAGGAUUUAUAUAGGCCUAUUGUAAGCCUAAACUAUACUGAACAAAAAUAUAAAUGCAACAAUAAAAAAUAUUUUAUAAGUUCAUGUAAGCAAAUCAGUCAAUUUUAAAGAAAUUCAUUCGGCCUCAAUCUAUAGAUUUCAAAUCCCCUGGGCAGGGACGCAGCCAUGGGAGGGCAUAGGCCCAUCCACUUGGGAGACUGUUCCACCCACUGGGGAGCAAUGCCCAGCCAAUUUUCCCCACAAAAGGGCUUUGUUAUAGACCAAAAUACUCCCCAGUUUCAUCAGCUGUCCGGGCGGCUGGUCUCAGACGAUCCCGCAGAUGAAGAAGCAUGAUGUGGAGGUCCUGGGCUAGCAUGGUUACACGUGGUCUGCAGUUGUGAGGCCGGUUGGAUGUACUGCCAAAUUCUCUAAAGCGACAUUGGUAGAGAAUUCAUUCAAUUCUCUGGAAACAGCUCUGGAGGACAUUCCUGCAGUCAGCAUGCCAAUGCCAUACUCCCUCAAAACUUAAGACAUCUGUGGCACUGUGUUGUGUGACAAAACUGCACAAAUCAAAUGAAAUGUAUUUAUAAAGCCCUUCUUACAUCAGCUGAUACCUCAAAAUGCUGUACAUAAACCCAGCCUAAAACCCAAAAGAGCAAGCAAUGUAGAAGUGUAGAAGUGGUGUAGAAGCACGGUGGCUAGGAAUAAACCUAGAGAGGAACCAGGCUAUGAGAGGUGGCCAGUCCUCUUCUGGCUGUGCCGGUUGGAGUGACCUUUUAUUGUCCCCAGCACAAGUUGCAUCUGUGUAAUGAUCCUGCUGUUUAAUCAGCUUCUUGUUAUGCCACACCUGUCAGGUGGAUGGAUUAUCUUGGCAAAGGAGAAAUGCUCACUAACAGGGAUGUAAACAAAUUUGUACACCAAAUUGGACAGAAAUAAGAUUUCUAUGCAUAUGGAACAUUUCUGGAAUCUUUUAUUUCAGCUCAUGAAACAUGGGACCAACACUUUCCAUGUGUCAUUUGUAUUUUUGUUCAGUAUAUAAAAAAAAUCUCUCUUUCUGGUGCCCCUUAAAUUAUGCUUGGUGACUAAUGUUUUUAAAGUUGGGAGCAGUGUGUAUGUGUGUGUGGGAGAGAGAGCGGUGUGUGUUUAUGAGAGCGAGGGAGGCAGUAUGUGGGUCUCUUAACUGAAGAGUAAAGAAAAUGUAAUGUAGCGUUUUCCCCUUACUGCCACAAUGACAUGCAGAUCAUUAUGCAUGUAUAUUCCUUCCUCCAACCAAAUCACAAGUAGGCCUUUGGAAGUAUGAUAAAAUCAGCCAUUUCUAAGCAGUAUUCUAUUAUACAAGUGAACAGUGUGAAGUUAAAUUCAAUGUGUUGUAUUGAGUAGAAGUGUGAAUAUCAGUGAGUUUUUUUUGUGUGUAGCAUAUGCACAUAACGUUUAGAAACAUGAACAAGCGUCAGUGGGGGAUGGGGCGAACAGGACGCUAGGCCACAGAAUUUUUUUUUCCUGUGGUGUUGCAAUACUACUCGUUAUUGUGAUACUUGGGUUGAUAUCGUAUCGUUAGUAAAAUGUUGGUAUUGUGACAACACUAAUAUGACCAAAACGUAACCCAGUGUCAGCCAUUUUGCAUACUUCUACCCAAUCCUUUCAGAUACUAUGAGGGUAUAUGGGUGCUGGGUUGGCUUAGAUUUGGGUGUGUUUCGGAAAGGCUGUUGAGUAGUAGAGAUGGCCAUUCUAUCUACUGAACUGGGUGGUCAUACAACGUUCUUCAGAAGGACCAUUGAGAGACUGCAGAAUGCAAAUGGAUGGCCAUGAAAGGAAAUAACAAGAUGGCGCGGUUACACAGGUAGUACUUAUUUUCUCUAUUUUCAAAAUGAUUCAAUGGCUCUUAGUUUUGUUUUUUUCCACCAACUCCUCACUUGAUGAACUGAUGGUGAAGACAUUGUAGUUUAUGUUCUUGCAUGUAGGAAACAUUAGUUGGAUAAAUGCUUUCUUUGAGAUGGUGUUAAUUUAAUGUUAAAAUGAAUAAAUGCCUUCUUUAUGUCAAA